Messenger RNA from Trichoderma asperellum CBS 433.97, 1833 nucleotides. RefSeq lists its product as uncharacterized. Gene Ontology annotation, biological process: regulation of transcription by RNA polymerase II. Gene Ontology annotation, molecular function: DNA-binding transcription factor activity; RNA polymerase II cis-regulatory region sequence-specific DNA binding. Lineage: Eukaryota; Fungi; Ascomycota; Sordariomycetes; Hypocreales; Hypocreaceae. The record is from RefSeq and is a predicted model, not a curated record.
GCGCUGGCCGUUGCCGUGGCGACCGCGCUGGCUUCCUACUUGAGCUUCUAAGGGACCAUUUACUGCAGCUCAGCUGGCUUUUGAACUUGGAUCUGGAAUCCAUUCGUUCUUCACCACUUCAUUGUUUCCCAUUAGGGCAUCUUGUUUUUGGUCUUAUGUUUGAUGAAAUGCAACCGCAAGCCGAGCCGAGCCUCUCAGCUGCAGUUACCGGUGCAGCAAGCCCAAGCGCCUCUACAGGCAAAGAGCCAUCGAACGCUGCUGUACCCAUGCAGACGUCGCACUAUAUGAACAUGAACUUGAGCAUGAACAUGAACAAAAUGGACGAGUAUGAAUCCGCUAAGUUACCAAGGCGUGCUGACAAUGUUACUACUGAUGAAUGGAUGCUCCCCCCAAUGACAAAGCUAGACAGACCGCAGAUGAGACCGAUAGCCGAGGGCGGAUAUGCUGCUCAGUCGUCGCAGCCUCAACUCGAUCACAAGUACAGCGGCCUGAAUUCUUCCAUCAGCCGCCCUAGCCGCCAUCGUCGCACCGAAUCCGCAGCAAGCAUUGCUAGCGCGGCUAGCAUCGCCGAUAUCAAUAUCGAAGACACGCGAACCGACACAGGCGUCACUGGCGAAGAGAUUGCUCAGUUCAUCCAAGGACCAGAGACGACGGAUGGGAAGUGGACUUGCUUGUUUGAAGACUGUGGAAAACAGUUUGGUCGCAAGGAAAACAUCAAAUCCCACAUCCAGACUCAUCUCAACGAUCGCCAAUAUCAGUGCCCUGCCUGCCGGAAGUGCUUUGUUCGCCAGCACGAUCUCAAGAGACACGCCAAGAUUCACACAGGCAUCAAGCCAUAUCCUUGCGACUGCGGCAACAAAUUUGCGCGCCACGAUGCUCUCACAAGACACCGUCAGCGAGGCAUGUGUGUUGGUGCCUUUGAUGGAAUUGUGAGGAAGAAUGUGAAGCGCGGACGCCCCAAGAAGAACCGCCCAGAGAUGGAUGCGCGCUUGGAAAAAUCUUCAAAGACUAGGAAGAAGAACAUGUCCAUCAGCUCCAUCUCUUCAUUUUCGGGAUACUCGGACGUUUCAGCCACCAAUUCCCCCAAUUAUGAACUCGACGUGCUCAACGAGGUGUUGGAUAUGGGAAUCGAGGCCGAGGCAGAGCCAAUGCGCCCACUUUCAUCAGCGCCCAUGCCUACCAUGCCCAAUCCAACAGCAAACAGCAUUGUCACAUCCCCUUCAGAAGCCAGCGUGCACUCGUAUGUGUCCCCGGAAGCAAUUAUGGAGAGAGCCUCACAUCCUUCCUCUCCUGGCAAGAGCACAUCAAGCCAAUACAACACACCGCCGGGUCUCUCUCAAUCAUCGUCGUCGCCGCCAUCAACGCAUUUCUUCGACUUGGACCCCGCGACGACAACAGCGGCAGCUGAUGACGUCGUCAACUACUCUGCCCCUGGUAUGAUGAUGAAUAUGACAUCGAUGGGUGGGCCCAUGCCUCUGAGUAUGAAUGAGCAAGAGGAAGACUUGCUUCGCCAGUUCACCAACGAUGACAGCUUCAUACCACUGGACCGCGACCCGAGUUUAAUAAUAAUGCCCAAAUUCGACGAGUUCAAUGGUGUAGCCGUUGGCAUGAUCAACGACAACGGCUACUACUUUUAAUGGAAAUACUUGGAGCGUUCAAGCACUUAAUUACGCCAUGAUUUAUUCUGAGCCUGUCUUAUACUUGUCGAGCCUACUUUUACUUUGACGCGUUAAUUUUGGAACCCGGGUAUAGUGAUCGGGAUAAUGUUUCUUUCUACCCUGGGUUACAGGGCCUCUACUUUUUUUUCUCUCAAUCUCCUUGGUUUUAUAUCGU